Trichomycterus rosablanca is the source of this 1759-nucleotide messenger RNA. RefSeq names its product heterogeneous nuclear ribonucleoprotein H3 (2H9) (gene hnrnph3). The record is from RefSeq and is a predicted model, not a curated record. Gene Ontology annotation, molecular function: RNA binding. Bases 120 to 1301 code for a protein of 393 amino acids. Gene Ontology annotation, cellular component: ribonucleoprotein complex. Lineage: Eukaryota; Metazoa; Chordata; Actinopteri; Siluriformes; Trichomycteridae. The transcript has 10 exons.
CUUAAAAUGCGAUGUCUGGCAACCCUGUAAAUAAUCUCUAGGGGCUGUAACUGCUUGUAGGGAAGAAGGAAGGACGACAGACGUUCUGUCAGAGCAUUUCCAGAAGUCAGUGACUAAAGAUGUCUCAGAGCGAAGAGGGUUAUGUUGUGCGCAUCCGUGGCUUACCCUGGUCAUGCACACAAGAGGAAGUGGCCUCGUUCUUUUCUGACUGUGAUAUCAUAGGAAAAGUGGAUGGGGUGUGUUUCACUUUCUCCAAAGAGGGUCGACCCAGUGGGGAGGCAUUUAUUGAGCUAAAAACAGCAGAAGACUUUAAAACUGCCCUGGCAAAAGACCGCAAAUAUAUGGGCCAUAGAUACAUUGAAGUGUUCAAGUCAAACCGCAGUGAGAUGGACUGGGUACUGAAACGCAACGGCCCCACCGAUUAUGAUAGCAGCAGCGGCUGCAUGCUGAGGCUCAGAGGACUGCCUUUUGGUUGCAGUAAAGAGGAGAUUGUACAAUUCUUUUCAGGGUUGAAAAUCGUGCCAAAUGGGAUUACAUUGCCGAUGGACUACCAGGGGAGGAGCACAGGGGAAGCCUUCGUGCAGUUUGCCUCAAAGGAGAUAGCAGAAAAAGCUCUGGGGAAACACAAGGAAAGAAUAGGGCACAGGUACAUAGAGAUAUUCAAAAGCAGCCGAAAUGAAAUCCGCGCCUACUAUGAUGUGCCCAGAAGAAUGAUGGCACAGAGGCCCGGCCCAUACGACAGGCCGGUGAUGGGUCGUAUGGGUUUGUUGGGUCCUAGCCCUGGGAGAAACGGUGCUCUCAUGGAUCAGAUGCGUGGUGGAGGUUAUGGUGGCUUUGACGACUACAACGGCUUUAACAACUACUGUUACGGUAACGGGAUGUUUGAGGAGCGUAUGAGGGGAGUCCGAGGAAGAGGAGGAAUGGGAGGUCACGGCUACAGCUCAGACGAAACGGGUUCGGGCUUUCACGUUGGACACUUUGUCCACAUGAGGGGCCUUCCCUUCCGUGCAACCGAGUCAGACAUAGCACAUUUCUUUGCCCCGAUACGCCCGGUACGUGUGCACAUCGAUGUCGGACCCCACGGCAAAUCCACAGGAGAGGCAGACGUCGAGUUCGCAGCUCAUGAAGAUGCCGUGUCCGCCAUGUCAAAGGACAAGAAUCACAUGCAACACCGUUACAUCGAGCUUUUCUUAAACUCCACGGCGAGUGGAUCAUCUGAAAUGGGUCGAGGUGGCGGUGGGUACUACGGCAGUUCUGGAGGCAUGGGCUCUCGAGGAAGUGGGCCGAGAGGGAUGUACUAAACAGAACCCUGGAAGUUGGAUGGGUCUUUUUGUAUGGAGAUGUUUUCACAUAUAUAGAGUUGUACUAGAAUAUUUUCCAGUCUCAGAGUGGAAUUAAAUAUAUAAAUGAAGAAUAUAAAGAGCAUAGUUUGACCAGCUACUGUACAUUUUGCUGUUUAAAUUUUAUAUUAUAUAGUUCUGUUAGGGUUUUACUAGUGUUGCUUUGUUUUCUGUCGUCAUCUAUGUAGACGUGCAAUCUCGAGAGGACACUGUGAUGGGCCGCCAUCUUAAAAGUCAGAUUUGUGAGCCUUUUAUUCCCCCCCAAGCAAUGAAGAUUGUUUUGACUGUUAACUAUUUUGGAAGCGUCAGUUACUUUAACUGCAGAGUUUAUGUUAAAAUAUUUCAGUGGCUUUUUUUAGCCACUGCAUAUACAAGUUCCAAAGGUAAAAAUUUUGCUUUCAAAAUAAACUUUUGUGAUU